This is a messenger RNA of Coregonus clupeaformis (lake whitefish), 2854 nucleotides long. RefSeq names its product arrestin domain-containing protein 1. Lineage: Eukaryota; Metazoa; Chordata; Actinopteri; Salmoniformes; Salmonidae. The transcript is spliced from 8 exons. Gene Ontology annotation, molecular function: ubiquitin-like ligase-substrate adaptor activity; ubiquitin protein ligase binding. The coding region runs from base 33 to 1388 and encodes 451 amino acids. Gene Ontology annotation, cellular component: cytoplasm. The record is from RefSeq and is a predicted model, not a curated record. Gene Ontology annotation, biological process: protein transport.
ACAGGUGAUAGACCCUUCGGUGCCACCCGCUCAUGAUAGGAAACAUGGGACAACUGCAAGAAUUUGUCAUCACUUUUAAGGACAAUAAAGUUGUUUAUAGUCCCGGAGAGUCCGUUUCAGGCACCCUGAAAAUCACAACCGCCCAUGCUGUACUAUUUAAAGAUAUCAAGGUCAAUUGCCAAGGCUUAUGUGGUGUCACCAGCAAGAUCAAUGACACAGCCUGGACAGUGGAGGAGCAGUACUUCAGCAGCACUCUCUCUGUGGCAGAUAAAGGAACCCUGAAAUGGGGAGAUCACAGUUUUCCAUUCAAGUUUAUCAUUCCAGCCUCUCUUCCCCCAUCUUUUGAAGGGAAAUAUGGAAAAAUUAUGUACAGAGUGAGGGCUUUCAUCGACACUUCUCGCUUCUCUAAGGACUAUAAGACAGAGAAACCUUUCUACCUGCUGAGUCUCCUCAACCUCAAUGAAGUGCCUGACAUCCAUGGACCUAGUUCAUCUUCCAUUACUAAGAAUUUCACCUACCUGCUGGGGGUAAAGACGGGAACGGUGGUGCUGAAGGCCCAGAGUGACAUGAAGGGCUACACCCCUGGUCAGGUCAUCCAACUGACCACAGAGAUCGACAACCAGUCUGGGAAAACCACAGGGACUGUGGUGGCCUGUCUCAUGCAGAAAGUGACUUACCAGACAAAGAAGCCUACGAUUGACUUGAGGACUUUAGCACAGGUGGAAGGUACUGGGGUGAAGGCUGACAAACAGGUUGAGUGGAAGGAGCAGAUUAUUGUACCUCCUCUGCCCCAGUCAUCUCUGGCUGGCUGUGGCCUAAUAAACAUAGAAUACUUUAUUCAAGUCUCUCUGAAAUCUCCUGUGGCUUCGUUUUUGUUGCCCAUCCACAUUGGAAACAUCUCAGUGGACACCACGUCAGCACAACCCUCCAGACCACCUCCCCAUACCCCUGAUCCUCUUUGCUCCUCCACCAAGCCUACCAAGCUAGAAAACAGCAGCCGCUCUGAGCCAUCCUCCUAUAACCAAGGACCUCCUACUACUACCCCAACCCCAGCCCCUCGCCCUGCCUCCCACCCAGCCCCAAAACCUGUUCCCAGGAUCAGAGUCUCCACUUCUUUCCCUAUCGCCCCUCCAGCUGCCUCCCCGAGUGCCCCUCCAGCUGAGAUGGACAAUCUGGCCAUGGGGGCCAGGGGGCUGGCGAUCAAGGCCAUCCCUACCAAGCGCCACACCCAGCUGGGUGCCUUCACCUUCACCGUCCCGUCCUUCUCUGAGGGCUGUGCCAACUCCAUGCCAACCCUCUACCCACUACUGCCUCCAGAGUACAGCACCUCCACACUCCCACAUGAAGCUCCUCCCAGCUAUGUCGAGAGCUGUAGCAGCAACACAUGAACAUAAUGAAACAGGAGAGACUGACUGCUGGCAAUGCUAUACUGAACAUGAUAAUCAACCUCCCUACUCCCUGCUACUGGAUCAUGCUGCCAGGCAGCCCUCCUUAAGUACAUCAGCCCUGGUUAAGCAACACCUUUUUAUGACUACUGAUUGUUUUCACACAAUUUUAGCACUUUCAGGAGAGUAAUAUGUUUUUACAUAAACAAUUUUUAUAGCUGGAGACAAGUUUUUAAAGUUAAGUCAGGGUCAUGUAGAAUUAGUUUAGAAUAUAUGUUAAAAUUGCAUCUGUGAUGUUUGAAACAUGAAGGACAGGGAUUUUAGUUUUGUAUGUUUGAAAGUUGACUGGUGAAACCUGUGCUGCUGAUAUGUUUAGAUAUUGGAUGCAAGAAACCUAGCUUAGUGAGUGCUCCAAUAAUGCUAUGGUUUGUUCAUUGUUUUUGACUGAAAACAAUUGAUUAAUCUUCUCAUAAGGUGUACACUGUGAUUGACGAUUUAACUGUGUGAGAUUCUUAGUUUGCUGUAUAAUUGUUAUAGAAAGAUUGCAGUGUUUAAAAUCAAGCUAGCUGUGCACAGAGCUGUUGUCCUCAUUUGGCUAUAAAAUCAACUGUGGUAUAUUAUGUAGAUUUAGAUUUCUACUAGUCUAGCAUUUGCCAUGGGAUAUCCUGUUAAUAUUUAUUUUGAGUUGCUUUAUAUUUCAGCAGAUUUGCUUGAGAUAAUGUCACUGCAACACUGCUCACAGCAUUUAAUGUUGCUCACUGCUUUCUUGUCUUUUUCAAAGAACCGCCAGUUAAGGUGAGCUCCCCGCCCACUCAGCCUACUAGCUCCCUGCCUACUCAGCCUACUAGCUCCCCGCCCACUCAGCCUACUAGCUCCCUGCCUACUCAGUCUGUCUUUUCAAACUUUCUGGUAGUUUGACAUGAGAGAAAGUACUUAGCUUUUUUAUGAGGAAAAAAUAUAUUAUGGGUGAUUUCUUUUUUUUGUCACCCAAAAGGCUAUUUUACAUGGAAUCAGAAUGACUGUUCGAGACCUUUAAGACAACCCCCUAGUAAUGCUGUUGUUUUCAGAUGUUAAACUGAACACCAGACUGUAAAUCUUACUCUAUAGUUACCUCUUGUGGCUGAUAACGGAAUGUCAUUGACAUUUUUUACUCAUUAUAUUACACUACUCAAUGCAUACCAGUGGAGGCUGCUGAGGGGAGGAUGGCUCAUAAUAAUAGCUGGAAUGGAGCGAAUGGAAUGGCAUCAAACACAUGGAAACCAUGUAUUUGAUACCAUUCCACCAAUUAAGGUGCCACCAAUCUCCUGUGAUGCAUACACUGUUUUAUGUAACCUGUAUGUUUUUAUUUAUAGUUUUCACUUAACUGUCUUCAUAGACAAUUCACUAUGUCCUAUAUCCAAAUAAUUGUGUAUGCAUAGGCAAUAUAGUGCCUUGUUAAUUUACAAUGCACAACCUAAUAAAGUUGUUUU